AGAGAGAGAGAGAGAGAGCUGUCUACCAAUAGACGUGUUCAGUCUGAUCACGUGGUCACCACUGCGGACGCAACAUCCGGGUUUUGGCUCGGUCUCCUUCCUUUCCGCGUGCACGCGCGCUGUAGUGAACACGUUCUCUUGUGCUCCAGGAUGCGUUACGUAGCUGCCUACCUGCUGUCUGCCCUCGGGGGCAAGGAGAACCCCAGUGACUCUGACAUCAGGAAGAUCCUGGACAGUGUGGGAAUCGAAGCUGAUGAGACCCGCAUGAAGAAGGUCGUGUCAGAACUCAGUGGCAAAUCAGUAGAGGAUGUGAUCGCUCAGGGUUACAGUAAAUUGGCCAGUGUGCCAGCAGGGGGUGCUGUUGCGGUGGCAGCUUCUGGUGCUCCUGCUGCUGGAGGAGCUGCAGCUCCUGCAGCCGCAGCAGAGGAGAAGAAGGAGGAGAAGAAAGAAGAGUCUGAAGAAUCUGAUGACGACAUGGGAUUCGGACUGUUCGACUAAACCCUGUAAUCAGGAGCAAAAUAAAGUGUUUGUUAAAAAAUUG
This is a messenger RNA of Silurus meridionalis, 541 nucleotides long. Its product is annotated as 60S acidic ribosomal protein P2-like. Gene Ontology annotation, molecular function: structural constituent of ribosome. Gene Ontology annotation, biological process: translation; cytoplasmic translational elongation. Lineage: Eukaryota; Metazoa; Chordata; Actinopteri; Siluriformes; Siluridae. Gene Ontology annotation, cellular component: cytosolic large ribosomal subunit; ribosome. Bases 151 to 498 code for a protein of 115 amino acids. The record is from RefSeq and is a predicted model, not a curated record. The transcript is spliced from 5 exons.